Messenger RNA from Chaetomium globosum CBS 148.51, 3312 nucleotides. RefSeq lists its product as uncharacterized. The record is from RefSeq and is a predicted model, not a curated record. The coding region runs from base 1 to 3312 and encodes 1103 amino acids. The transcript is spliced from 2 exons. NCBI's taxonomy places the organism in Eukaryota, Fungi, Ascomycota, Sordariomycetes, Sordariales, Chaetomiaceae. Gene Ontology annotation, molecular function: phosphatidylinositol-4,5-bisphosphate phospholipase C activity. Gene Ontology annotation, biological process: phosphatidylinositol-mediated signaling; lipid metabolic process.
AUGACAGUUACCAUCGACUCCAAUUCAUCAUUACCACCUGGCGCCUCGGUCAUGGCGUCCGAAUCACUUCAGACGCGCCGGGCACGCCCCAGCCAGGUCAAGACCGACCUGCUACCGCAAACACAGCUGGUCUUGAUACCACCCUCGGCCCUCAGCAAUUCUUCUGUAUCACCUGCCUCGCAACAUGGCUCGCCCGCCGAGACCGUUGGGACCGGUAUCACCACCAGCAGUUCUCUUCAAGCGUCCCCCGAGACACUAGUGGCUUGCCAAGAACAGGGGCUAGACGACCUCUACCAGAUGGUCGCGCCUUUCCAACUCCCCGAGUCCAUCAUUGCCAAGCACCAGCCUGAACAGACCAUCACUCAGAUGUCCAGGAGGACUAGCACUGCCUCGCUCAGCCAACCCACCUUCAAGGCGGCUGGCACCCUAGCCAUGGGGAAUAUCGUCCGGCGCGCCUCGAUGACGGUUCGCAAGGCCGCCGGCUUGAUGAACAGGCGGCCGUCCUCAACUCACCCGAGGAGCCGCGACGGGAGUGUUGGCCCCGGUGUAAUACGCCGGAGAGGCAGCGUGAGCAACCCGAACACGCCCUAUGAGAACAUCAGCCCCUUUGACAGCGAGUCGGACAACGAAGCCGCCGUUGUCGUAGAAGAUCGUCCCGGUGACGAUGCGACGCUCCAGGAGACGGGCUCGAUCCGUUCGUCAACUUCGUCUGAUGGUUUCGGCUUGAUCCCGCUCUCCCUCCGCCAAGGCAUGAGCCUGACCAAGGUCUCCAAGAAGAAGAGCACCAAGCGGAUCACCUUAUACCUCGAUCCCGAUACGGCUAAGAUCUGGUGGGACAGGAACAAGUACCUCUACAUCGAUGACAUCAGAGAGAUUCGCACAGCCGAGGACAUUCGGCAGUAUCGGCUCGACUCGGCGCUCCCCGAAUCUGUAGAACCUCGCUUUUUCUCCCUGAUCUACACGCUCCCCAACAAGACAAACACCAAGCUGUUGCACCUCAUUGCCGACAGCGACGAGUCCUUCCAGCAGUGGAUUGUGGCCCUCGAGACCAUCUCCAAGCACCGUCAAGAUUUCGCUACAAGCCUGAUGUCCUUUAACGACAAGGCUGUCCGCGCGUACUGGGGGAUGGAGAUGGAGAGGCAGCUGGGGAAGAUGCGUUCCGCUGAGGACGAGCACAUCGAUUUCGCCGGCGUUGAGCGCGUGUGCCGUAGCCUACACAUCCACGUGUCCGUCGAUGAAUUACGUAGAAAGUUUGACAUGGCCAAGGGUCGACGGGGCAGCUCCGACGACCUGCCGUCCAGCCCGAAUCACGGGUCUCGGCUCAACUUUGACGAGUUCAUCGAAUUUGUGCGCCUCAUGAAGACCCGCAGGGACAUCCGACGCAUUUACCACACCCACGCGAAAGACGCCGCAUCUGGCAUGACGAAGGACGAAUUCCUCCAAUUCCUGCGCCACGUGCAGCGCGAGGCUGUCGACGACGAUCUAGCCUUUUGGGAGCUUGUUUUUGCGCGAUUCGCCCGCAAGGGGAAGCUGAGGGACACCGAUAAGCAAGGGAUCACGGGCGAGGAGCGGUUGACCAUGUCAGAAACGUCAUUUGCCGGCUUUCUGACGUCCACCUCGAACGAAGCCAUCCCCAAGGAGCCCCAGGAAUACGUGCUCGACCGGCCCAUGAACGAGUACUACAUCUCGAGCUCGCAUAACACGUACUUGAUCGGCCGCCAGGUGGCCAGCAUUUCCAGCCACGAAGGUUACAUCUCGGCUCUGCUGCGGGGUUGCCGCUGCAUCGAAGUCGACUGUUGGGACGGAGAGGGCAAUCAGCCAGUCGUGACGCACGGCCACACUCUGACGACGAGCAUCUCGUUCCUCGAAGUCAUCAAGACCAUCAACAAAUACGCUUUCGCCAAGUCACGCUUCCCUCUGUGGAUCUCGCUCGAGGUGCGCUGCAGCCCGAACACGCAAAUCAACAUGGCCAAGAUCAUGAUCGACAUCUUCGGCGACAAGCUGGUGCGGGCGCCCCUGGACCCAUCCUCCGACCGCCUGCCGUCACCGUCGGAGCUGAUGGACCGUAUCCUCAUCAAAGUCAAGAAGUCGGACGAGUCGGUCAGGAACAUUGACCGACCCACCGGGCGGCGGCGUGGCAACAGCGUGCCUUCGCCGUAUCUACGAGCGCUGGCCAUGGAUAACGUCCCUGUGCCGGUCCCGUCGAGUCCCCUUCUUAGCCCGUCUCCGGCUUCGAGGUCCAAUCGGCAGAUCAACACCAUCACCGAGGGCUUGGUCCACGAAGCCGUCAGUAGCAGUCCGAGCGAGUGCGAUAGCGAAAGCGAACUGGGCGCCGCCAAAAAGGCCAACAGCAAGAUCCAUCCCGUGUUGGGGGAGCUGGGCGUGUACUGCAUGGGCAUCCACUUCGAUGGCUUCGACAGCCCCGACGCCAAGAAGUUCAACCACAUCUUCUCUUUCAAGGAGAAGACGUUUGCCGAGAAGAACCAGCUGAGCGAAGGAAAGAGAGCUCUGUACCGCCAUAACAUGCGCCAUCUGAUGCGCGUCUAUCCCAACGGCGGGCGCAUCUCAUCGAGCAAUUUCGACCCUCUCAUCUACUGGAAGCGCGGAGUGCAGAUGGCGGCCCUCAACUGGCAGACUUUUGACACGGGCAUGCAGCUGAACCAAGCCAUGUUUGACGGCGGCACAGCCCAGUCAGGCUAUGUCCUCAAACCCAUCGAGGGGCGUACAAUCCAAGUGAGGCCUAACCUGUCCCCCGACGAGUGUGUCGGCAGGCGCGUGCGGAAGAAGGUCGCCUUCGAGAUCGAGGUCAUCUCUGCGCAGCAACUAAUGCGACCCUCGAACCUGGGCGAAAAGCGCACGGUAGACCCCUACAUUGACGUCGAGGUGCUGAUGGCCGACGACAAGCGGAACAAGGCGGACGCGGCUGCGUAUGCCGCAGCUCAACAAAUGCAGCUCAAGCAGCGCACCAAAGUCGUGCGCGACAAUGGCUUCAACCCCGAGUUCAACAAGGCCUGUACCUUCGAUGUCACCACCAAAUAUCCCGACUUGAUCUUCGUGCGGUUCAGCGUCAAGCUCGCGGACAAGGGUGGAUACAACGACAAGGCCCCCUUUGCCACUUACACGGUCAAGCUUUUGCGACCUCAAGCAAGGCUAUCGCACGAUCCCACUGGCCCGGUCACCGAAAUCCUGGUCUCGUAUCAGGAAGAAGCGCCGCUCAAGAACGGCAACAAACUCAAGAACAUUGGGAGGAAUGUUUUUGCCAACACGAGUCCGAGCCCCAAGUCCAGCAUGGACAGCGGCCGAACAACAUGA